AUGAAGGUGCCACCAGCCCCCACAGAACCUGCUCCAGUGCCACCUCCGCCCACAGAUCAUGCACCUUUACCUCCUGAUCCUUCUUUGUUACAUGGUACUGGGCUUUCCUAUUAUGAUAAUGAUGAUUACUAUUCAAUGGUGAGAGGUAACAAAUUUAUGACAGAGAACUCUUGUAAACACAUUGUAGUGAAUGGUGGAAUUAAUUUUGUAACUGCUCAGAAAGUUGAAGCUCCUCAGUUAACAAAUGUUCUUGCUCCUGGUGUGAAGGCACUUCCUGCAUUGCCAUAUGUGAACUGUCCUCCAGAAAAAUCAGAUAUUGAAUAUAAAGAUGGGGUUAUAGUAAGCGCACCAUUGGAGACUCUAGUUGAUAUGCUAAGACCUGGAGCAAGUAAAUCAUUCAUGUUCACAUUUUUACUGUGUUCCCGAUUAUUUGUUAAACCUCAUGAAUUACUCAGUAAAAUUUGCAAGAGAUAUUUCAAGAGUUAUGAUAAAAUAGGCAAAAGUGAAGUCAAAGAUUUGAUUGAAAAAGAGCUCAAUGACAUGGUUGCUCUUGUAAGAGUGUUGAAUCUGUGGACAAGUAUGUUUCCUUAUGAUUUUCGUGAUGACAGAGUCAUGGCACUUGUUCGUAGUAUUACACAAAGGUGUGCUGCUGAACACAUGUCUUCAGUAAGACUUGAAGUGUCAACUAUGCUUGAGAAGUUGCUUGAUAAACUGACAGCUUUGGAACAAUAUGAAGAAACAUUGGUAGAAAUACCUCAGGUCUCUUCAGUUGAUCAAUUAUCCCAGGGAGAUAUAUUGACUUUAGGCUUGACUCCUGUAGAAUUAGCUAACCAAUUGACAGCUGUGGAAUUACAUAGGCUGUCAUUUGUUGGUCCUGAGGAGUUUGUUCAAACAUUUGCACCUGCUCAGCCAACACAAUCAUCUUCUACAUGUACCAAGAGUAUAAACCUACAUCAUAUCGAAACUAAGUCUACCAGAAACUUAGAGGCUUAUGCAGAUUGGUUUAACAGACUCAGUUAUUUAGUUGCAACUGAUGUUUUGAAGAGUGUGAAAAGCAAAUAUAGAGCAAGAGUUAUUGAACAGUGGGUGAUGACAGCUAGAGAAUGUUUCAAUCUUGGAAAUUUUAAUUCACUAAUGGCAAUUAUUAGUGCACUAAAUAUGUCAUCUGUUACGAGGCUGAAAAAAACUUGGAGUCGUACAUCUGCUGUGUGUGGUCAGCAGUUACGACAGUUGGAGCUGUGCGUUGAGCCUAGUGGCAAUCAUGCCAGAUACCGAGCGGCGUUGGCUGCCGCGCCCACUGAAACAGCUGUGCCGUUAUUAUCAGUAACUUGUAGAGAUUUGCAUUUUGCCAACCAGGGUACACCAUCUAAAUUGGCCAGCAACCGUGUGAACUUCGAAAAGUGUACACUACUGGCACGGCACGUGAGCACGCAGCUGGCGAGCCGUCGUCUCACCAGCGAGGAGCCGCCAGCACAACUGCCCACACCCCACCUGCCAGUGUGGCGGUUUCUCAAUGACAGACCAUCGCUAUCUGAAACUGCUUUGGAGUUGGUAUCGUUUGAACGAGAACCCCCUGUCGAUAACCUUGAGAAAGAACGCCUGAAACGUCUCCGGGGUGCGUCCUAAAUAGGUCAAUCUGCUCGUAAUAUACUCCCAAUAAUAAUCAUCAUUUUCAUUGUUCAAACCCAUCU
This is a messenger RNA of Diatraea saccharalis (sugarcane borer), 1691 nucleotides long. NCBI's taxonomy places the organism in Eukaryota, Metazoa, Arthropoda, Insecta, Lepidoptera, Crambidae. The record is from the annotation of a GenBank genome assembly.